Mycena indigotica is the source of this 756-nucleotide messenger RNA. RefSeq lists its product as uncharacterized. Lineage: Eukaryota; Fungi; Basidiomycota; Agaricomycetes; Agaricales; Mycenaceae. The record is from RefSeq and is a predicted model, not a curated record. The coding region runs from base 112 to 756 and encodes 214 amino acids. The transcript is spliced from 2 exons.
AGAACGGGACAUACGAUCCUAGUGCUCUCCGAUGCCUUCGUCUGUUACCUUUUUGCGCAGUUAUUACUGUCACGGCGAAAGGGCUGUUCGUGUGACCCGCUGCUUGACUCGAUGCACAUCCCUGACAACAACAAACCUGCCCUACUCCAUAUCGUCCGAGACCUCAGAGGAGAUGUAGUUGGCCAACUCGACUCUCCCAGCGCCCCUUCAGGUCUUUACCCCGAUAUCAUCCUCCAAGUUGCUUCACAUCUAAACGACGAUAAUGCGCAGUCCUCCUUCCAGUUUUUUGACCUAUGGGAACUCAUUCUCACCCAUUGGUUUCCCCAACGCGAAGGUUAUGAAGUGAAGCAUCUCUGGUUCAUUCCAUACCUCCAAGACCGUGAAGGGGCUGACAAGAUUACAUUUGUUGUUCUCAAGGACGACCAGAGUCCAGUCGUGCUCUUGCAAGUCAGUGCGCCGCGUGACUUUCAUAACGUGCACACUCGUGCUGCCGCAGAAGCACUUACUGCCAGCCAAUUUGAACAUGUUGCUCCUUAUUGUGACUACGACCAUUCCUUGUGCGCCAUCGCCGCAAUGGGAAAGAAAUGGUCGGCUUUCCAGCGGUCACCUAGGCUCACAGCGGAGGAGGCGCGGUCACUAGGGGAAGAACACAUAGAGUGGAUGGAUGAUAUCGUGUCUGAACCCUCAUUUGAAAUGCUGGAGUGUUUUUUCGCCUCCUUGAAGGCGGGAGUUCGGGCGUAUCGCCUGGGUCAAUGA